UUUCUCUUGGAUGAUUUUCUUUGGACAGGCCCAAGGCCAACGAGGCCAGGGAAUCAUUGAAAGGCAGACAAAUGUAUAUAUAUUCCGAUUGGGUUCGCGUGAGUCGUAGGCCAAGUUAAUUUUAAAGGCAUCACCGGGAGCUGUGCAGGUGUGGUACAUAUAAGAUCGGAGAACUUAAUUCUAGGUGAUACAGUACACCAACCCAAGUGUUCCACAAUGUCCAUCAAUUUACCACUUAAGAAGACGUCCUUCACCCUUGAUACCUCUGGUGUCAUGGGGUUCUUCGGCGGAGAAGAAGCGCUCUCCGCCAUGUCAACUGUCCAUCUCUACCGGGGCAGACAUUUACUCGGAUGGUACAACUCUCCCGGAAGCUAUACUGUCGCCAAGAAAUUUGGCCAGUUGGCGAAAUCUCGACUCUGGGAUGGCAUCUUUCCAGGACCGAAUCCAACGCCUGAAGAAAUGUUCGGCUUGGAUGGGAAGGAGGGACCUCGCUUUAUCGGGGCGUUCUCGGGCACAGAUAUGACGACCACAGGACACCUCGCAUACCUUAUAGCCCAAAAGGCAAAUGAUACCGAGGAGAAGAUUGAUUUCGGAGGAAGAAAGACUAUACCAGGGUCGGUGAGCAUCAUAGAGCUCGAUAACGUGAAAUGGCAUCAGGGAGACAACGUGCCAAAGAAGAAAGUUUUUCAUGCCCUGUAUGCUGCUAUACCCAUCACCAGCAGUCUUGCAGCGUUCCUCGCUUGUGCAAAUGUUCGUGAUUGGUUCGCAUCUGGGCUGAUCAUUCUGGGCAUGGUCUCGAGUGGCCUGUCUUGCCUUGUCAUCGGUUCAGGGAGGCUGCAUUUCAAGCGUGUCGAACCUUCGUCAUAUGCACCGCGGGGAGAUGGAUUUCUUUUGAUGCGCAAUGAUGUCGUCAUCUUGAAGGGCACAGAGAAACAGGUGGCGUCGAUAACCAAGGGCAAACUCGUGCUGGACAUGGGUUAUAUUCACGAUGAAAAGUUCAAUGCCGUCGGGAUCUGUUCCCUGCUACUCCUGUCACAGUUUCUCAUUCAACUCCUCCUCGUUCCUCAAGCAACACUAUUCGGCCAGAUUAUGUUCCUGUCGUCGAUUGCUGUGUCUUGGGCGUACAAUUCGUUUCUGUCGUCACUGGAGAAAGAGAGGAUUCAGACAGAUAUACUGUGGAAAUGGCUCGAUGAACCACCAAUUAAAAAAUUUGCGCUCCCCAACAGAACAUCGGAAGCGGCGUGCGCAUGCUUUAUCUUGCACGCAGGCGUCGACAAGUCGAGGAAAUCGUCUACAGAUUUCAAGCCGAAGAAAAUCCUGGAGUGCAUGAUCCCAAAUGAUACAAGAGUUUGGGAGGCAUGGAGGAAACAUGUGGCGGAGCAGGUGUUGAGUAAACAGAAAAUCAAAUGUUUUAGGCCGAUUAAAGAGCUCGUAGCGGACUUGGACGAUGAAGAACAGAAGCUCCUGAGGCAGUUACUGGCAGACGCCGAGUACGGUUAUAAACGUUACCAAAAAUAUUAUGAGUCUUGACACCUACAAAUAGUCAGUAACUUAAUUCAAGUAGAGCUAAUAGGAAUGACAAAAAGCAUAAUACUACUUAAUA
Suillus plorans is the source of this 1603-nucleotide messenger RNA. RefSeq lists its product as uncharacterized. The record is from RefSeq and is a predicted model, not a curated record. The coding region runs from base 217 to 1530 and encodes 437 amino acids. NCBI's taxonomy places the organism in Eukaryota, Fungi, Basidiomycota, Agaricomycetes, Boletales, Suillaceae. The transcript has a single exon.